Molecule: messenger RNA, 9269 nt
Organism: Nematostella vectensis (starlet sea anemone)
Lineage: Eukaryota; Metazoa; Cnidaria; Anthozoa; Actiniaria; Edwardsiidae
Product: breast cancer type 2 susceptibility protein homolog
Exons: 28
Coding region: 42-8156 (2704 amino acids)
Biological process (GO): regulation of DNA-templated transcription; double-strand break repair via homologous recombination
Cellular component (GO): nucleus
Source: RefSeq, a predicted model, not a curated record
CGAAAUGUCAAAUCCAACAUGGCGGCUUCCGCGUAAACAACAUGUCAACAGGCAUUCGCCCGAAAUGCCACGAGCAGUGCCCUAAAGCCCACAAAAACUUAUCGAAAUCUGUAUUUAUUGACACAAAGAAACCAAGUGAGGACUUCUGGAAGAGUUUACUUCAAGAAAAAUGUCCAGAAGAAUUGUGUGAUGUAAGUGAAGGUCUCUUGAAUGACUCAGACCUAACUCCUGAUGACUUCCUCUCUUCAAUUGAUCAAGAAACAAGCAUUAAAGAGCAUGUCAAUAGGACACAAUAUGAGUCUGACCAGCAAAAGUUUCCCAGUCAUGAAUUCAAGACUCCAGCAACCCAGAAAACUAGACAGUUCAGUCAUCUGGAUCGCACGCCAAAUUUAUUCACCCAAGACUCACAAGAGCAUGUCACUCCCAAUAACAUCCCUGGAAGCCAUACUGUGGAAAGAGAAGAGAGUCUUGUUGGAGGUUUAGUUCAGGUGCACAGACCAUGGGAAAGUCUGAUAAAAACUCCAGAAACUCUGGAGCAGCUGAUAACAGAGAAGCAGUCAUGUAGGCCUAGCUUACCAAUGCUGGAUGUAUCUGAAGCCAGAGAUGAUACCAUAGAGUGGACUGAGUCAAUGGCCACCCCACCAAGACAGAAGGAUGACGGGAUUGAUGAGGGUGAGCUUAUGGAUACAAAGAUCACGGUGGGGGAGAAGGGGACAAAGGUUGCUAGGACAUUGUUUUCAAAGAAAAACCUCCAGAAUGAGUCUGACAACACAUCACUUGAAGUCACUUCUCUCCCUGAACUGGAGGAAAACUCUGAACUCUCAUUAAUGCCUUUUGCUUCUGAAAAUACAACAAAGACCACAUCGAACAGAUCAGAACGAGAGCCUGUCCCAGCUGUCAGUCCACUGGUCUCCUCACAAGAAGUGACAAGUUUCCACGCUCUACCUCAAUCAACCCCUAAGAUCACAAAAAUAAAUGUCAAGCGGAGGGAUAAACGUCAUAGGAGAGGUCGCAGAAAGAAACUUUGUAAGACAACAUCAAAAGGGGUUGAUGGUUCAGGGUCUUCAGAGCAAAGCAGUCACAGCCCUUUAACUCCAGAUGUAGAUUUUACAGUGUGCGAUGACAUUAACCCUAGUCAACACUCUCAAAAACAGAUAUCUUCUCAUCAACAAUAUAGUAGUAAUUUAGAGUUAUUAAACUAUGAAACGACAAGUAUUAGUCGUCAGGAAUUAGAGGAAAACAGUACUUCUGGACUUUGCCGGAGUCUGACAUUGCUUGAUGAUACGUUGGUAUCGUGUUGUGAGCGUUCUCUAGUAUCUAUUGAAUCCCAAGAAGCUUUGGAGAAACCUUCUGUGUCAAAGACUGACUCUUACAUGGCCUGCACUUCAGCAGAGUUUGGAGACUCUUACAGUGGUAUUGCUGAUCGUCCAAAUGGGUCUAAAUGUUGUAGUAAUACUUCUCAAAAGGCUUCGUUUGCUGUUUCUGCUGUUCACGCGCAAACGUUUUCUCCUUUCCCCUGUGAGAGCAGUACCUCAGGCUUUGUUCUACCAAGUGACACCCUUGAUGCAAUGGAUAUAAGCAUUGGUUCACUUUCUACCUCAUUUGAAGAGGCUUUGGCGACAGAGGUAGACAGGGCUGGGACGUCAGAUGUUUCCACUAGAAAUUCUGAUCGUAGUAAAGAUAUUCCAGAUGACAAACCUCAGAACACGAGUCGUGCCAAAACACAUCUAGGUCUGGACCCACAAGUGACUGAAGCUGUCCCUUCAAUAUUGAGAUCCGAUAGUUUGCUUAAAACCAGUAACAGACGCACUGAAUCUGCGCCAGAUAAUCCAACAACAAGGCUAGCAAAGGUGACACCAUCUUGUAAGGUUCCAGGUCUGAAGAGAUUGUCCAGAAAUAGAAGAUUCCUUUAUCCAACCCCGCGAAGGGAAUUCGCUGAAUUAACUGAUGGAUUAUAUAAGAAGAUGCCAAAAACCACAGAAAGUGAUAUGUGCCGCAAAGCUACAGAAACGCCAAAGUCUAUUCCUGAAAACAGUGCGAAAGGACUAUUUCCAGAUAAUGAAAUCAAAGGGGAAAAGCCCAGUGCGUCUGAAGACCUCAAGUUAGAUAAUAUAGAUAAUAAUCCUGAUUGUUCAACAUUAGAUACCCAUAAACCGCCUCAAGAUGGUGAAUUUGUAGGCUUCAGGACUGGGUCGGGAAAGACUGUUGAUAUCUCUGAGAAGGCCUUACUCGAAGCAGCAAAGUUUGUUGCAUCAAUCAACAAGUCAUGUGAUCAAAUGUCUAUUUCAACCCCAGGUUCUGUUAAGAAAGCUGGCAACUCAUGCGAUAAUGUGUCUAAUCCACCCUUAAGUCCUGCCUAUGUGGCUGGCAAGGUAUAUGAUCAGGUAUCCGGUCCCCCUUUGCCGGGCGAAUCAACUGGGAAGGCGCAGGCAUCUGUUCUGCCCCGACCUGCUGAUAACUGGGAACAAGAGGAAGGUACGCUUGGUGCUGAAAGCUACGCGAAUGAACCACUAUUUGACAUGGAUGCGUUGAGUCAAUUCCCUGUUGAUGAAAUAGAAUCUCUUGAAGUUAGAAAUGGCGACGAGGAUAUUAGAAAGUCGACUCCAAAGAAAAAUUACGUUAAAUCUGCAAGUAAAGGCACUAGUGAUCUUUCUUCUUUUCAAAUGAAGUGUGUCAUGGAUACAGGCAAAAAUUUUGGAUUUAUGACCUCAAGUGGCAAGAAGCUGUCAUUAUCAGAAGAUGCGUUGCGUGAGAUCAAGGCUGAGCUUGAUCAGCUCGAGCAGGAUUUGAAUAAUGGGUUGUCUGUUGAUGACUCGCUGGACGAUUCCCUCGUUUCACAUGCAGACGCUUUGGAUGCAUGUGGUGAAUCUUUGCCAUCUCGCCAAAAUAACAAACCUGUUAAUCCAGAUACAAAUACUGUUUUAGUAGAUGAUGAACCUGGUAUUAAUAAAGUUCCGGGGCCUAUUGAUUGGAAUCGAGACGGUAACAAAGAUGAUUGUUCGGAGUUACAAGGAUUUCACACCGCCAGUGGCGUGAAACUUAAAGCAUCAGAGAGGUCCCUGCAAAGCGCUAGACGCAUGUGGGAGAGUUGUUCUGUGAGUGAUGACCAGGCCCCUAGACAUAAUGAAUUUACCAAUCAGUGUAAUAUGUCUCCUACCUUACAUUUGACUCGGGAAUUAAGUGAUGCUGACUCGAUUGUAAAAACACAAGUGAAGAAACCAUCAGGGUUUAAAACAGCAAGUGGCAAGAAAAUCGACAUUUCUAAAGAAGCGUUAAAGAUAGCACGUGAAUUACUUGAAGACGUAGAUUUAAAUUAUUUAGGUGACGAAUUUGACACAUUUAAGAGCGAUAAUCACUCUGUCCUCUCCGAAUUUGGAACGAGUUUAGAGAUGAUAAGCGAUACGAAGAAUGGAACAAUUUCUGUGCCUUUACAUCAUAAUACGAGCACGGUCAGCAUGAGAGAAUAUCACGAGUUGGGGCAUCAUGAAAAUGUCAAGAAACCGCCAUUCUCCGGAUUCCAAACAGCAAGCGGAAAAAAGGUUGAAAUCUCAGAAGAGUCGUUACAUACGGCGAGGGAUAUGCUAAGACGGUUAGAUAUGGAUGACCAUAUGUCCUGUCAAGUCGGUAAAAAUGUUGCUCGUACCCGAUCUGUAGAGGUACCAAGUAUAGCAGGAAAAACAUCAAGGCAAAUAGACAUUGAGGACAAAAAUGAAAGGUGUCGCGCAAAGAUGGCAAUCCGUUCUCGUUUUCAGACUGCGAGUGGGAAGAAGGUUGAAAUAUCAGAAGAGUGUCUAAAGAAAGCAAGAGAGACAUUCAAGCAGAUUGACAUGGGUGACCAAAUAAACCCUCAAGAUAGAACCUCUCGACAUGUUAAUGUAAAACCCCAAAUCGUUUCUGGAUUUCAGACUGCAAGUGGAAAGAAAGUUGAAAUAUCUGAAGAAUCGUUAAAGAAAGCCACAGAAAGAUUCAAGCAGAUCGACAUGGAUGACGAAAUACCACCUCAAGAUAAAACCGGUAGAAAUGUUAAUGUCAAAGCCCAAACCUUUUCUGGAUUUCAGACUGCGAGUGGAAAGAAAGUUGAAAUAUCAGAAGAGUGUCUAAAGAAAGCAAGAGAGACAUUCAAGCAGAUUGACAUGGAUGACCAAAUAAACCCUCAAGAUAAAACCUGUAGAAAUGUCAAUGUCAAAUCCCAAACAUUUUCUGGAUUUCAGACUGCAAGUGUAAAGAAAGUUGAAAUAUCUGAAGAAUCGCUCAAGAAAGCCAGAGAAACGUUCAAGCAGAUUGAUUCAGAAGAUCUGACACUUCCUCGUGAAGAAACCGAAAGAAAUGUGAUUAUGGCAACUUUCUCUGGAUUUCAGACUGCAAGUGGUAAGAAAGUUGAAAUAUCUGCGGAGGCUCUUAAGAAAGCAGGAGACACAUUCCAACAAAUCAAUAUGAAUGAUCUAAGCGAAGAGAAACCGUCUCCUUUUCCCGGGUUUCAUACAGCAAGUGGAAAGAAAGUUGAGAUAUCUGAAGAAUCAUUAAAGAGAGCAAGAGAGACGUUUCAGCAGCUUGAAGGUGAGGCCGAUAGAAAUGCCCAUGACGAAUCAGCUGUGACUUUUUCGGGGUUUCAGACUGCAAGUGGAAAGAAAGUUGAAAUAUCUAAAGAAUCGCUCAAGAAAGCCAGAGAAACGUUCAAGCAGAUUGAUUCAGAAGAUCUGACACUUCCUUGUGAAGAAACCGAAAGAAAUGUGAUUAUGGCAACUUUCUCUGGAUUUCAGACUGCCAGUGGGAAGAAAGUGGAAAUAUCUGAAGAAUCAUUAGAAAAGGCAAGAAAAGUCCUCGGUGAAGUCGAAGGAAUUGACUGUUUAUCAGGACAUACAUUUAAUACGCGGUCAGAAAAAGGAUGCUUAGAAAAAAGGGACUUGGUUGCAACUGAUCAGCUGGUCCCACCCUCUAGAUCCUCGGGCGGGACAUUAGAUAUAAAAAAGGAAACAGUCUCGCCGAAAUCAAUCCCACAGUCAACAGUCAGGACACCAAAUAUACCUGCCAAAAAUCCCUCUGUCCAUGCAAAUCGAUCAUUGAAUUCUGGAAAAGAUGUAGUUAAGGGAGCUCAAACACAUGUCCAAACUCCAACUGCCCCUAGACUUGGCUAUGAUGAGAUGAUGCACCGAGAAAUCCAGGAGAGUUCAGCAGCUCUUCAGGAAGACGAUUCAACGACUGACUUCGCUGGAUUCCUCUGUGAUGAAAAAAGCAUUGAGAAGGCGGGUAACUUCACUGCAACAGCAAAGACACUCGCUGCAGGCCAUGUCAAGGUGAUGUUAUCAGGAAGGCAGAGUAGAUCUUCACACCCCUCGGAUCUUCAGCUUGGUGACAAAGGCUCUUACUCCAACAGCAGUGUCCAGCGGAGCCAGUCUGCCCCAAUUGUGAUGCAAGGAUCUAGAGUACCGUCGGCACAACCUCGCCGUCACAUGACACCACAGACUAGCACGCCAUCAGGAGUCCUGUUUAAUAGACGGUCAAGAAAGCUCACACCUCCGAUGAAGCCUCGUAUCACGGAGCCGGCUUCUCUUGCUGGGGGGAACACAAAUACAAAGUCAGACACUCGGAGGCUUUUCGCGCGCAAACCCGUCUCUACCAUCCCCUCCCCGUCAUCGGUCCCAGGACACUCGGUCAAGAGGAAGCAGUUUGCUACGCCAUUCCGUGCGCAUGCUAGCACUGCGUCGGCCGCUGAGAAUUCAAUGCAGACUCCAUCUGUGGUAGCACCUGACCGGAAGCGUCCCCGUUUUUCUGGUCCUCUCCCUAUAUCGCAGCCCGUAAAGGCAGCAGCUGGAAGCAGUACCAAGCCAUGUUUGGGAUACCUGUCUAAGCUACGUAACGCAGCCUUGUCACGGCCAACACUAAAGCAAUACGUUGGUAACGCAACACCUGGCCACUACACAUCCCAUGAGUUGGAUAACCUUGGCGUAUCAGGAGAGGUACAAGCGGUGACCAGUGCUAACGCGGGUUCAUUUCGGUUCGACGGCCGUGCAUUUUGUAGCGAGCAUGCGCGCGCAACUGAAGGAGGCAUCAGGACUGAGGAUGGGGGUCUGGUACGACUUGGCUCAGAUGGACGAGUAGGAUUGGAAGAGAUAGAAGCUGCGUUUCUCGGUACCCCUGGGGUAGACCCUAGUCUUGUGUGUACUGGAUGGGUGGCUAAUCACUUCCGGUGGAUUGUGUGGAAACUUGCUGCUCUCGAAGUGUCCUUCCCACAGUGCUUCGCCGGCAGAUGUCUGACGCCUGACUGGGUAAUGUGCCAACUUAAGUACCGCUACGACCUCGAAAUCGACCGAUCGCACAGGUCUGCAUUAAAAAAAGUCCUCGAGCGUGAUGAUGCUUCCACGAAAACUAUGGUGCUGUGUGUUUCUGGGGUGAAUCCCCCGGAUCUGAAUCAAGAAAAUGGUACCUCAAACAAGAUAACAGAUGAUGAAGCCACGCCGAUCAGGGGGAGUACACCUUUGAGGCAUCAGACGUGCGGCACAAUUACAGUCACAGAUGGUUGGUACAGCGUCCAGGCCUCACUUGACAGACCCCUUGACCACUUGGUCCGCACCGGACAAAUACAUGUCGGACAAAAGCUGUGUGUUAACGGAGCUGAGCUGAUUGGUUACGACCAGCCUGUGUCGCCCCUGGAGGCGCCCAACUCCCUAAUGCUGCGUUUACACGCCAACUCUACUCGCAGGGCACGAUGGAACGCACGCCUGGGGUUUCAGCGCCAUUCUCAUCCCUUCCCUCUACCCCUCGGGUCGUUGUUUGCUGAUGGAGGGGCUGUAGGUUGUGUGGAUGUUGUUGUUUUGCGGACAUACCCUUUGGAGUUCAUGGAGAAACUUUCUGACGGGACGACAGUGUUUCGUUGCGCACGCGCAGAAGAUCGCGAGUCAAAGCACUACCACAUGGAACAGGAACGCGCUAGAGAAGACUUGCUAUCACGUGUGCAAAGUGAGAUUGAAAACGAGGCGGGACAAACUGACUCGCUACCCAAGUUAUCUAAGCGCAUGCGUAGAUCGUGCUCUACACGUGACGUCAUGAAACUCACUGGAGGCAAGGAAAUCAACGAGGCGCUGAGCUCGGCCCCAGACCCCAGCACCCUAGAGGAGUGCCUGGAUUGCGAUCAACUCCGCUCGUUACAGGAGUACAGGCGGACGCUGAUGGAAGAGCAGCGAAGGGACAUGGAGGAGCGCUUUCAGCAGGCCUGGCAGGAACACAUUCAGGGUGUCUCUCCGCGGAGUGUCGUCCCGCUGCUCAAGCUGCGGAUUGGUAAUUACCAUGACAACGAGAGGGACAAGACAGUGGCGACGUUGAGUAUCUGGCGGCCCAGUGAAGAGAUCAUGCAGAUGCUGACCGAGGGCAGCAGGCUCAAGAUUUACCACCUCUCGUCCUCGCCCUCCAGGUACCGAGGGGGUUCUGCUUUGCAGCUCUCCGCCACACGCAGCACUCGCUACCAGUCAGUCGCGAGUGAGCCUGACACACUAAAGGAACUGUACACACCCAGACAGGCUGCAUGUUUCUUUGAGCUGGACCAGUGUACCGUCAACUCGGAGGUCGACCUAGUCGGUGUGGUGGUACAUGUGAAGACACAUGAGGGGUCCAGUCUAGAGACGCUCUACCUGGCUGAUCAUGAGCAUAGUAUUGUUGCUGUGAAGUUCUGGGGAGGAUUGAAGACCUAUUGUGUCGAAGACUUGGCGCAGCGCGGUUCACUUGUGUCGUGCAGUAACCUGGUGGUGAGGCUUCGUGAGCGCCAUAAGUGUCCUGUACUCUCCUUCAACGAGCUCUCUGUCCUUUCACUCAAGCCUCGAAACAAGCACCUGAAGGUUGCUCUAGAGCAGCUCAAAAUGGCUAUUGAUGACAUGGAAAUCUUCUUAGCUUGCUCAAAGCAGCCUUUAGAGGACGCCAUGAACACUCCUAAUAGGCCUAGCCAACAGGGUGUGACAGAAGAGGACCGCACAAGCCCAUCUUCAAUAUGGAGCAGAAAGAGCCCUUCAGUUUGCUACUUAGGAACACCUGCUGGUCGAAUGAGUGGCCAGUGUAAGAGGAAGCUUCUAGAAAGUGUAUCUGAGCCCCCGCCACUCCCGACGCUAAAUAUAUUAGCGUCCGCGGGUGUAAGGAGGGAAUUUAAGAGGCCACGGAAAGUAUCUUGAGGGGCACAAAGGAGUCGGGAUGAGCAAAUGCACUAAGGAAAUGAGAGGAAGACCCGAAAGCAUAGGAACCCACGAAAUGUUUACCCAGGAAACUGAGGAACGAAGGAAGAUCCUCAAAAACAAGAGGCCAGGGAAAUCCUGGCGAAACUCGAGUAUGCAGAAAUGCCCUGUAUGUCAAGACGUAUAAAGUGGAAAACAGUAGAAAGUUGUUUGAGAUGCAGGUGUUUUUUUACACUGUCGGUAUAACCGUGAUGGUACGUCCAUGGUAUAACUUCGUCACAUCGGAACUUGGUCUUUAAAGUACUAGUCCGAUAAGACCAGAAUAAUUUCAUAAGAACUCCUCUUUAUUUAGGUAUGUUGCGCCCCGACAUUAAUGUAUCGUAGGCUGUGAGACCCUAUACAAAUGAGAUGCUCAUACCUCAGGGUAAAUGUGGUACUGUGGUAGUCACAACGUUAGUUUUUAGUGCUGGCGAUUCAUUUUUUCUUCUUCGGGAAAUUAUCCUUUUAGCUGUAUUCAUUUUGUGCCGAUCUCGAUUUCAACUGGUCUGUUAUUAGUUAACAUCCUCGUAGAAACUUCCUCUCCUAAUUAACUAACAAAGUGAUUUCUGCAGGGAGGUAUUUAUAGGUUUUAAUAGCAUAUUGGAUGCGUGCGCUCAGUAGCGUUCUAAAUGUUAGAUCAAGAAGAUUGUAAUACUUGCAUGGAUCCUUUUAUGAUCCAGUAAAAUUGUUAUUGAUUCUUCAUGCAAUUACGGGAUUGCGUUUACUGUUUGUUUUUUUUAAGGGAUUUAUUGGCGCUGUCAUUGUAGUACAAAGUUCUUGUAGCACUUGUUUUUUCGAAUAUGCUUUUAGCAUGUGGAUUUUAAUUCAAGGGUCAUAUUGGCUUUUUAGUGUACAUAAUCUGAUAAUGACAGCGCACAAAAUAUUUGUCUUGAAAAAUGUAAAAAGAAAAGGAAAUUGUUACUGUUUUGAACAUGUUUUCAGAAUAUAUUUAAAUUUAUGUAAAUUGAAGGAAUAAUUGAUGUUCUGGUAUGAAAUAAGAAAUAUAUUACAGUGUUGACAAUAUAUAGAAAAUUAUGAGAUAUUUCAAAUAAAAAGUGGUGAAUGUUCUCUCUA